Messenger RNA from Letharia columbiana, 873 nucleotides. RefSeq lists its product as uncharacterized. The record is from RefSeq and is a predicted model, not a curated record. NCBI's taxonomy places the organism in Eukaryota, Fungi, Ascomycota, Lecanoromycetes, Lecanorales, Parmeliaceae. The transcript has 3 exons. Bases 1 to 873 code for a protein of 290 amino acids.
AUGAGCAGCAACCCAUUGCAUACUACAGCCAGUGGUGGGAAUCUCGGCCCUGUAUUUUUCGGCAUUGAUUGGGCAGUCUUUUCUCUGUCAACCAUGAUCGUUGCCCUGCGCCUCUACACCCGGGUGUUCAUAACGCGCAGUUUUUGGCUGGACGAUACCGCCAUAGCCCUUACUCAGAUGAUCACUGCCGUAGGUAAAGGCUUUGUAGUCACUGAAGCCAGCUAUGGCCGCGGUCAACACCGAAUCGAUCUCUCCGUUGAACACUUCCUCGUGGUCACCCAUCUCACCCUCUUCUUCCUGACCGUCUUCCAAUGCAGCCCUGUGGACAAAGUUUGGAACCCGGCAGAUCCAGGAAAAUGUUUCUCAGAGCAGAUGGUCAUGAACAUACUCAUCGCUCAAUGCGUCUUCUUCUUCAUCACAGACUUCAUCUGCGCCGCCUCCCCAAUCGUCCUACUGCGGAACCUCAAGAUCAAGAAGCAGAGCAAGAUCGCUCUGUGCUGUUUAAUGGGGCUCGGGAUCAUCACCGGAGGCAUCGCUAUCGCUAGGACAGUUACCGCUUGGCAGAUCAAGUCCGAAGACUUGUCUUGGGUUGGGGUAUUUAAUGCCAUGACGAGAAUCUUCGUGGUCAACAUCGGAAACAUCGCUGCCUGCGUACCGGGAUUGAAAACAUUCAGCCGGUACGUGCCCGCGCGUAUCACGGGGCGGGAUCCGUAUGAGAUGCUGCGUCCCGAAGCGAGCCCUUCCUCUUCGCAUCCCAAUUGGUACUCGAAGCGAUUCUGGCUACUGUGUCCUAGUCCUGCGUAUACCAAAUCGGAGCGAGAGCUGCGGCAAGUCCCAGCAGAGGCGAGAGGGGCGCCACCGUGUGUGGCUUAG